CUACGAAGAUCAAUCUUCGUAAAGAAGCGGUUGCCUGCUAGGCGGUCGAACAGCUCGUCGAAACGAGGCAUGGGGUAGCUGUUCUUAACCGUGUUGUGGUUGAGACCGCGAUAGUCGAUGGAGAGACGGAGAGAGAGCUCCAUCUGCUUUGCGAGCAAAGAGGACGGGUGCACCCCAUGGGGAGUUGCUGGGUUUAAUGAAACCCAGUCUCAGGAGCUCCUCAAGCUGACGCUCGAGUUCGGUGGCCUCGGGGAUCGAGAGUCUGUAGGGUGCCUGGUCGUGAACACGAUAGUCAGGCACAAGCUGGAUGGAGUGCUCGACGUCGAGCAUCGGUGGGAUGCUGGCGCACGAGAACGACGAGGGGAAAACGUCAUGGUACUCUCGAAUGAGGUCACAGACUGCGGGCUCCAGGGCGAAGAGGAUGAGCUGGAGGCGCUCAACCAUAGGAAGAGUAGAGUCCUCCAGGUGGUGGUGGACGGCCUCGCCGAGGUUGAGGUCGUCGCUAUGGUCACCCUCUGGCGACAGCGGAGCACCAACGUCCUGCUUACCAUACUCGAGCGCGCUGAAGCGGCGCGAGAAGUGGCGGCCCUGCUGCGCGGAACGGCGGGGGCGACCACAAAAGGGGGAACGACGUUGGGAAGUGUCGUGAGAGGAGGAGGAGGUGUAGCCUGUGCGCUGAGGCUGGGAGGAGGAGGCGGGGUGAAGACGGGCUCACAUCUGCUGAUGGUCCCUGGCGGCCUCGCACCCACUACGGAUGGUAGGAAGAAGCCGACAAGGGUUGUAGAGAUGGAGGUCGUCCACACGAUAGAGAUUAUCCCAGGGUCCAGCAUCUUGAAGGGUAGGAUCUAUCGGAUGUCUCCAGGCGAGCUCGAUGAGCUUCGCCGACAACUCAAGGAAUUCGUAGAGAAGGGUUGGAUCCGGCCAAGUGUCUCUCCUUAUGGGUCUCCAGUACUAUUCGUACCUAAGACGAAGGAGGGAACACUUAGGAUGUGCAUUGAUUACAGUGAGGGCCUCAAUGCCAUCACUGUUAAGAACAUAGACCCCCUACCGCACAUCGGCGAUUUGCUAGAUAAAGUGCAAGGGUGUCGGUACUUCAGUAAGAUCGAUAUGAAGUUCGGGUACCAUCAGAUUGCAAUCCGACCUGAGGAUCAACACAAAACCGCAUUUCAGACCAGGUAUGGUCUAUACGAGUUUGUGGUGAUGCCUUUCGGUCUUUGCAAUGCUCCUGGCACAUUUCAGCGCGCUAUGAAUCGGAUCUUUCAUGACUACUUGGAUAAGUUUGUCAUCGUGUACUUCGAUGACAUACUUAUUUUUAAUAAGACUGUCGAGGAGCACGUUGCACACUUGGACAAAGUCCUCAGUCUCUUGCGACAACACAAGUUCAAGAUCAACGGUGAGAAGUGCGAGUUUGGUUGCACCCGUGUCUUGUACUUGGGUCAUGAGAUUUUCGCGGAAGGGUUGAAGCCCGAUGACGCGAAGGUGGCCAGCAUUCAUGAUUGGCCGCAUCCUCAGUCGGUGACUGAGAUGAGAUCUUCCUUAGGGAUGACCAGCUACUAUCGCAACUUCGUGAAGAACUAUAGCAUAGUUGCCGCCCCUUUGACUGAUCUGACCCGCCUUGACACCCCAUGGGAGUGGACUGAGAGAUGCGAGGCUGCUUUCAGACAUCUGAAGCACGCGUUGACACAUUACGAAGUCUUGAAACUUCCUGAUCCUGACAAGUCAUUUAUAGUGACUACGGAUGCUAGCCAAUAUGGCAUAGGCGUCGUACUUGCACAACAGGAGGGGACAAAUUUGAGGCCUGUUGAGUACAUGUCCAAAAAGAUGCCGUCUCAGAAGUUGGCAAAGUCCACCUAUGAGAAGGAACUGUAUGCGGUGUACAAGGCUCUGACCCGUUGGAGACACUAUCUCCUUGGGAGGUUCUUCAUCCUCAGGACUGAUCAUCAGACCCUGAGAUGGAUGAGAACUCAGCCAGUACUCUCUGACGCUCUCAAGCGUUGGAUCAAAGUCAUUGAGCAGUAUGACUUCGAGCCCCAGUACAUCAAGGGCGAGUACAACAAGGUUGUUGACGCCUUAAUGCGUAGACGUGACUUCUCAGGUGCGCUGAUUACUGAGUUCAAUCUUGCGGACAGUGUUGCUCAGUCUUUGGUGGAAGCCUAUCGCGAGGACCCGUUUAUGGCCGAGAUCGUACGCAGACUCGAGGCGAAGGACAAAGGGACUUCUGCUGAGUUUGAGUUGGUCAACGACCUGCUGUUCCUUGAGAAGGCAGGGAAUAAACGGUUGUGUGUGCCUAGUAGGGAGUUUUUGCGUAGUUUAUUUUUAGGGGAGUGUCAUUAUGCCACCGGCCAUUUUGGGUACAAGAAGACCGCAGCUAACCUGCUGCAGCGGCUCUGGUGGCCCACAAUGAUGAGAGAUGCCCAACUGUACGUGGAGACUUGCCAGGUCUGUCAGAGAGACAAGCCACGUACUCAGGCUCCUCUUGGGCUCCUGAAGCCCCUUCUAAUUCCGGAAAGGCCUGGUGAGAGUUCGUCCAUGGACUUCAUGGAUACGCUGGUUACCAGCAAGAGUGGGAUGAGACACAUUUUCUUCAUUGUGGAUAGAUUUAGUAAGUAUGCUAGAUUAAUAGCCAUGCCGAAGACUGCGAAGACCGAGUACGUAAUCAGAUUGUUCAAAGAGAACUGGGUCAUGGAUUUUGGAUUGCCCAAGUCCAUAGUGAGCGACAGAGAUGUUCGCUUCACUAGCGAAUUGUGGAAGGCCGCUGCUGCAGAGCAGGGAACCCAGUUGCAAAUGACUUCUAGGAAUCACCCAGAGGCCAACGGUCAAGCCAAGCAACUGAAUCACGUUGUACAACACCUGUUGAGGCAUUACAUCAAGCCCAACCAGGUGGACUGGGAUGAGAAGAUUGCUCUCAUCGCCAUUCUGUACAACAACGCUAUACACAGCGCCACCGGGAUGAGCCCAAACAGUUUGCUAUUGACCUUCAAACCUAGACUAACCUUAGACUUUCUUCUUCCUGAGAAUCAGUCAACUGCUGCACCAGGUACUUUUGAGUUUGCCUACAGGUCGCAUGCGGAGUCCCAACUAUGGUGCCAGCGAUCUCCACGACACAAUGGCCUGCCAGUCGAAAGGCAAGGGCAAAUCGGGAAACUGAGCACCGCCGGGAGUGACUCGAUGACACUCUGGACGCCUUCGGAACCGGUCACUUCGCGGGUGACCGCCCUUCGUUCCGAGGCACAUGCGGAAGUCGAUAGUCCUCCUCUUCUUUAUUCUUUUGAGGACUAUGCUGCCCUACUCGUUCGUACGCUGGGUACUCGUGCUCAAGGACAAGACGUGUGUGCGGCAUCUUCUCCGUCCGACAGCGGCGACUUAUCGUCUUCAAGUGGUUCUUCACGAGAUUCGGCGAGCGAGUUCAACAUAGAGGUAUUGGACCCGCUCACAUUCGAGGAUUUCGCAUGGCUUCCUCUCCCGACCACGGGCCGCUUGCCGGGACCGCAAUGCGCAACAUUAUGCGCCCAUCUUCACACGUACUUAUUAUUCUAUGCAGCACCAACUUCGCAGACGGAUGAUGAAGUCGCGGUGGGGGACAUCCUUCCAUAUGUUACCAAGGUGGCUCGCGAGUUUCUCAAUAAGCGGUACGCUGACAACAACGCACCGCUCCUCUAUGUCCGCAUCCAAGUUGGGCAAGCGUCCUGCAGUGUUUUGCUGGAUAGCGGCGUGUCUCGCAAGUUUAUGAGCCAAGCCUUUAUGCAAAAGGCUGGCCUUGGCGCACAAGUUCGAAGGAAGGCAAACCCGACGACGAUCAAGUUGGCGGGCGGAAGGACGCAACAGCUUAUCGACCGCUACAUCGAGGCCGUAAAGGUGUAUUUUGCACCUCAUGCAUGCGAACCGGUGACAUUUGACAUUUUGGACACGGACUUCGACAUUAUUUUGGGAAUGCCUUGGCUUGCAAGUGCGGAUCACACGGUCAACUUCCGUCGGCGGACUCUUACCGUUUGCGACGCCUUCGGCGCCGAAGUGUCAAGUGUUGGAGGAGCUGGCGACGGGGGCGGCGACGGGUCGUUGCUGAAGCUGCUGGAGGCGGCUGUUGACCUGAUCCAACGACCGUUGCUGGUUCUUCACCGUGUCGUUGAGGCAAUGGAUGUCCUCCUGUUGUGCAAUGCACGUUGCCAGCAGGUGUAUGACAAGAGUGUGCGGGGGUUUGUCUACGCAUGUAGCGGUGGAGCAUCUUCUAAGAUGCAGUUCCCCAAAGACGAGAAAAAAGCAGGUCUUCUGCUUCAGCAACCGUACUUGGUAUUCCAGAUCUUCAUCCCAUCAAGCCAGCACUUCUCAAUUGAGUUGAGGUAUGUAUGGAAGAAUCUCGAUUAAGUCUUGGAUCUAGAUGGGCAAACCACACAACUAUUGUGAGAGUGAACUACCAUGCAACUUUAUGUUCUGAUUGUGAUUGUCUUUUCCUCAUUUUUUUUGAUAUUGUGACAAGAAAAGUAGGCACAUGUUCGGAUAACCCUCAUGAGGCUAUGCGACCACCCGCUUACGCUGUCCGUCCUCCUUGUUGGGUUAGUUGGUCAGACGUUAGUCUUGAGCAUGGAAUUC
This is a messenger RNA of Chara braunii, 4587 nucleotides long. Lineage: Eukaryota; Viridiplantae; Streptophyta; Charophyceae; Charales; Characeae. The record is from the annotation of a GenBank genome assembly.